AUGUUGACAGUUGUGUUCGGAUUGGGACCAGGUACUUGCAUGCGCGUCUCGUUCGCGGACGGCACCUCGUCAGAGGUACCGCCCCUGAUGCUCGUCCACCAUUUCCGUAUUUUCCUCCUCUUCUUCAUGGCUACCUGUCUCUUCGUCAGCACCUUCCUCAAGGUCCUCAAUCUCAACCACCCACUCAGCAGCUGCCCGCUUCCCUGUGCUGCCCACUUCCCUGCAGCUGCCCACUUCCCUGCUGCUGCCCACUUCUCUGCAGCUGCCCACUUCCCUGCUGCUGCCCACUUCCCUGCUGCAGCCCACUUCCCUGCUGCCCACUUCCCUGCUGCUGCCCACUUCCCUGCUGCUGCCCACUUCCCUGCUGCCCACUUCCCUGCUGCUGCCCACUUCCCUGCUGCUGCCCACUUCCCUGCAGCUACCCACUUCCCUGCCCCUGCCCACUUCCCUGCUGCUGCCCACUUCCCUGCUGCUGCCCACUUACUUGCUGCUGACCAUGUCCCUGCUGUUGUCGUCGACGGCAAUCCGGGAGACGCCGCACCGGCAAGGGCAAGGGGGGCAAGGGCGCUGGAGGGGCUGGCGGGGGCGGUGGAGGUGGUGGUGGAAGCAGUGGAGGGGGUGGGGGUGGUGGUGGGAGUGGUGGCGGGGGUGGAGGUGUCGGUGGCAGCAGUGGAGGCGGAGGAGGCGGCGGCGGUGGCGGAGGGAGCGGAGGCGGCGGAGGUGGCAGAGGCGGCGGGGGUGGCGGAGGCGGCGGCGGCAACGGUGGAGCUGGUCGCGGCUCUGCGCAGAGGAGUGGGUCUGCGCGGUGGGGGUACUGGUCCCUGCACCUACGUCCUCCGUACCGGCGACUGCGCUGGUGAGCAGUGCGGGGGCCCGCACUCCACCCAGCGCUGCUUCGGCCGCCUGACGGACGCGUGGCGUCACCAGUUGCUUGACGCCACUGAGAUCCCUCGCUGGGGAGAGGUGUCUAGGGCGGGGGUUGCUAUCUUUGAUCUUGAUUAUGAUGCUAUUCUUGCUGCCAUGUAUGCUGUGUCUGAUAGUGUUGAGGGUGACUGUUACCUGUGUGUUCCGCCUGACCCGGGCAUUGAGGCUGCUGCUCUAGGUGCUAGUGCGUCUGCUGCCCCAGGUGCUGGUGAGUCUGCUCUCUCAGGUACUACGUCGGCUCAGGCCUUACACACCUUCACCUUUGACUCAGGUGCUUCCCGCUCCUUCUUUCGAGACCGCACCACGCUUACGCCGCUUAGUUGGCCGGUUGUGGUCUCCCUGGCGGACCCCUCUGGGAGUCCUGUCCUUGCUAGCUUCUCCACUGUCUUACCGUGCCCGGCAGCCCCCUUUGGCACCCUGUCAGGUCUCUACCUCCCCUCGUUCUCUACAAACUUGGUGAGUGGAGCUGAUCUACAGGAUAGGGGGGUUGACCAGUUCACUCCUGCGAGUCAGCGGGUGACCCACUGUACGUGUGCUCGGACAGGCCGACACUUGGCCAUGUUCACCCUUCGGCCGCGGUCGAGCCUGUAA
Molecule: messenger RNA, 1515 nt
Organism: Closterium sp. NIES-65
Lineage: Eukaryota; Viridiplantae; Streptophyta; Zygnematophyceae; Desmidiales; Closteriaceae
Source: the annotation of a GenBank genome assembly